AUGGCUCUCCGCGGGACCCUCCGGCCGCGCAAAGUUCGCGGGAGGCGAGACAUGCUGCCGCAGCAACUUGGCUUCGUGUGCGCGGUGCUGGCCCUGGUGUGCUGUGCGUCCGGCCUCUUCAGCAGCUUGGGACACAGAACGGCUUCUGCUGGUAAACGAGUUCUACCAGACACGUGGCGAAAUAGAAAGUUGAUGGCACCAAUGAACAGCACUCAGCCGGCUAAGAACUGCACAGAUCCUGCGAUUCACGAGUUCCCCACGGACCUGUUCUCCAAUAAAGAGCGACAGCACGGAGCAGUCCUGCUGCACAUCCUCGGUGCUCUGUACAUGUUCUACGCCUUGGCCAUCGUGUGCGAUGACUUCUUCGUUCCGUCCCUGGAGAAGAUCUGCGAGAAACUCCACCUGAGUGAGGACGUGGCCGGAGCCACCUUCAUGGCUGCCGGGAGCUCAACACCAGAGCUGUUUGCCUCUGUCAUUGGCGUGUUCAUCACCCACGGAGACGUCGGCGUGGGGACCAUCGUGGGCUCGGCGGUGUUCAAUAUCCUGUGUAUCAUUGGCGUGUGUGGUCUGUUCGCUGGCCAGGUGGUGCAUCUGACCUGGUGGGCCGUGGGCCGUGACUCUGUGUACUACACGCUCUCUGUCAUUGUGCUCAUUGCGUUCAUAUAUGAUGAAGAAAUUGUGUGGUGGGAAGGCUUGGUGCUCAUCAUCCUGUACGUGUUCUAUAUUCUGAUCAUGAAGUACAAUAUGAAGAUACAAGGCUUUUUCACAACCAAACAAAAGAGCAUUGCAAAUGGCAACCCUGUCAACAGCGAGCUGGAAGAUGGUAAUGACCCCUAUGAUGGUAGCUAUGACGACCCUUCCGUGCCAUUGUUGGGGCAAGUGAAGGAGAAACCACCCUAUGGCAAGACCCCCGUAGUGAUGGUGGAUGAGAUCCUGAGCUCCAGCCCUCCCAAGUUCACCUUCCCUGAGGCCGGCCUACGCAUCAUGAUCACCAACAAGUUUGGGCCAAGGACCCGGCUACGUAUGGCCAGCAGGAUCAUAAUUAACGAGCGGCAGAGGCUGAUCAACUCCGCCAAUGGUGUGAGCAACAAGCCGCUGCAAAACGGGAGACAUGAGAACAUUGAGAAUGGAAAUGUUCCUGUGGAAAACCCUGAGGACUCGCAGCAGGACCAGGAGCAGCAGCCGCCACCACAGCCGCCACCCCCAGAGCCAGAGCCAGUGGAGACAGUCUUUCUGUCCCCCUUUUCCAUGCCUGAGGCAAAAGGCGACAAGGCCAAGUGGGUGUUUACCUGGCCCCUCAUCUUCCUUCUGUGCGUCACCAUCCCCAACUGCAGCAAGCCCCGCUGGGAGAAGUUCUUCAUGGUCACCUUCGUCACGGCCACGCUUUGGAUCGCAGUGUUCUCCUACCUCAUGGUGUGGCUGGUGACAAUUAUCGGCUACACGCUUGGGAUCCCCGACGUCAUCAUGGGCAUCACUUUCCUGGCAGCGGGCACAAGUGUUCCAGACUGCAUGGCCAGCCUAAUUGUGGCAAGACAAGGCCUUGGUGACAUGGCGGUCUCUAACACUAUCGGAAGUAAUGUGUUUGACAUCCUAGUGGGACUUGGCAUUCCAUGGGGCCUUCAGACCAUGGUCAUUAAUUAUGGAUCCACGGUGAAGAUCAACAGCCGAGGCCUGGUGUAUUCCGUGGUGCUGUUGCUGGGCUCCGUGGCUCUCACAGUCCUCGGCAUCCACCUUAACAAAUGGCGGCUAGACCGGAGGCUGGGGAUCUACGUGCUGGUUCUCUAUGCCAUCUUCCUGUGCUUCUCAAUCAUGAUAGAGUUUAACGUCUUUACCUUCGUCAAUUUGCCCAUGUGCCGAGAAGAUGACUAAAGCUGAGCCACUGCCCUGAGAGCGGCGACGGCCACCCUGUGACACGGGCCUCCUCUCUCCGUCUCUCCUUCCCCACCACAGGUCUCUCCUGUCUUGGCGGCCACUCUGUUCUUUCAUGAGCUGCAAGGAGGGGCCGCUGUGGUCCCUGUGCUCAUGGGCCAGGCUGCUGGGCGACCGCCCCUGGACAGCAGGGUCCAGCCAUUAUUUGAGUAGCUCUGCAGACCCCCGGCUACCAGCUGCGGGGAUGUAAGUGUCUCCUCUCUCUUGCACACUUUGGUCAAAAGGACUUCUGGGUGUGAUUUUUCUGUUACAUGGGCAUCUUUGGAAACGAAUCAGUCGGAGAGCUUGAAGAGUCCUGGAAUGAGUGCAGAACAGGACUGUUGUUGACAAGUGUCACCUCUGGGCUGGAGGAGUGAGCUCCUUAGGUGUUUUAUGUCACCAAGAGCCCCCAACUCUUCUGGAAGCACUCACAGCUUGGAAAGAACAAGGCAUCUGCCUGCUGGGGUUGGAGACCAUGGCGGCAGACACAGGAGACAUAGGAAGAAAGGACACAUUAUUUUUUCCUUCCCAGCCAAAGAGAGAAAAAGCAAGCAAAUACUGUUAUCCUCUUUAUUGAUACAGAGAGUGAGGAAAAGAAAUAUUAAAAUAAAACACCAUAUAUAGAUCGUCAUACUUGAAAAAAUCUCAUUCCACACAAAAGGAUCAUGCGGGGGACCAAAAAGGUAACCCCUCCAGGAAGAAGUGAAUCCUGUGUGUGUCAUCUCACAUUGGCUCUUUGAGACAUUUGGUAUGGAACAAAGAAAAAGGUGGGAAAAGGUGCUAACUCAGACACGGUGGGGACGUAGUUACAGCUGCACAUUCCAGAACUUCCGUAGGAGGCCACGCACCUUCUGUUCAGGUUUGUAAUUUCUCUGUUAGUGCUCUACUCCCAAAACCACCCUGCUGAGAGUCCCAGUUGUUUAUACACCCAGCAGAUUUCAGAGGCGAUGGUCAAUGACUUCCUGAGAAACAACGGAUUGCUCUCUGGUUAGCUGAAGCCAAAUAUGGAAACCAUACCUUAGGAUUUUUAUAGCUAAGUUUCUCAAACCUUAUAGUUUGCUACAUAUGUGAGGCCAGGGAUGGAAGAUGGAUUGGAAAACAGAAAAACACGAAACAAUGCUUGACUACUCUGUAACGCUAAAAUAUACGCUUAAUGGAUUUGUGAAUUAUAAACCAUUCCUGGGUUCUAAAGAGAAAGCACAAAUUAAUUUUAUAUAGAGUGGUUUUUUAUUUUUUUAAUGUUUCUAUUGCAAAAGUCUAUCAGAGAUGAUGCACUUUUAACACUGAGAUAUUUUGCACGUUAGAAGGCAUGGGAAUGACUAAGGAUGAUGUGAGAAGAAAGGCUUUCAACGAUUCACCAGAAAUUGCUUUAAACUUGGUGAUGAGUCUUAACCCCUUCUGGACCCACGUUGGAAUUUUUGGUGACACCCUUUAAGGCCUCCUGAAUUUCAAAGGAGUAGGUGUUCAAGCCUGUGUCCUUUUAAGUUCCCUUCAACGCAAACAGCGAUGGGACCUCGUGCCCUUCACCAGCCUUCCAUUUGGGGCUCGCAUCAGUAUUAGUAGCUAUACCUGCAUCAAAGCUUUGCUUUUUGUUCAUCUUCCUAGAUUCUUGGCUCAGUGAUUCUCAGAGCGGGGCAGUAGGAUGUUCAUAAGAACUAGCAAAGCAGGAGAGGAAGGAGCCACAGGUGUGGCAGUACGGAAUGAGCCGAAGGGACAGAGCUGCUUUGUGUCCUAAUAGCAUAGUUCACCUCUGCACCUAUGGGCGGGCGCACGCACACACACAGACACUCACACACACAGACACUCACACACAUGCACACAAUGACUCCGUUCAUAGGCACGCAGGCUCCAAGUGCUCCUGUCUCCCCUUUGAUUCUCUAACAGCUCUGUAAUAUGUAAAUAGGGGCUGUUCUUCAAAUUUCAUCAGCAGUUGAGUCUCAGAAUCAUCAAGUGGCUCUAGUUUGGUGUCAGUUAUGUGGCAGAGCUGGGGCCAACAGUUGCCCGUUGAUCUUCCCAGCUCACCAGUACAUGGGGCUGACCGGCCUUGGAGUAAUUGUGUGAAUGUGACUUUGCCCUUGUGGUCGGAACUUAUUGCUUAAGACAAACCCUCAUCAACUCACUGACCUCUGAGUUUUCCAGAUCGCAUACUAGUAUCUAUCCUUAUCUGAUGUCUCUAUUUUCUUCCCUGAAAAAAAAAAAAAACAAACAAACAAUUUUUAGGUAGCAUAAGGCCUAGAUCACAUGGCCCCUGAAGAGAUCCCUGCUUUUUUCUCUGAGUCACCAGGGAGCUUUCAGAGAACCUAUUCCUAAUUACCUUCCCCUUCCUCCACAGAAUCCACUUGAGGUCAAAAACUAUCCUGAAGCUGCAGCUAGAGAUGAAAAAUUAUGUUUGCAAUAUGUAGUUUGUUCCUCAUGGCUAGUUUUCUUUCAACUUUAAUGUGCCAAUGUUCCUCCUCAAAGGCUCUACACGUUUAUCAUAACUAGGAAACUAUGUACACUGUAGGUGAAAUGGUCUGUGUUUAACUAAACAUUUUUCCACCACAAGUUAAAGAAUUGCUUGAUUAUUUAGACCCUUGUUUUUAAAAUUCUGCUUCUAUUGCUGUGCGGGAAUACUUCCUUUGUUUUAUCCCCAGAGCAAACUAGCAUGGGAUAAUUACUUCUGUUACAAAAAUAGACAAUUUGGAAAUAUACUUAGCUUUUCUCAUUGGAGGCAAAAGAAAAACAAAACCAUUGUGCUCAGAUGGGAGAUGUCUACAGAAGCAGGAGAGGUGAUUCCUAGGCACAGAGCAUAGUGUCUUGGAAACCCUGCCCUGGAAGAAGAUUCUGGGUCAGCUGUUGAGAGACUAAAGGUUCAAGACACAAUGUCUCUCCCUGCCCCAUCCUUGGCGUACCUACCCAUUGUGGUCUGCUGGCUCUGUGCUUCUUCCCUGUCCCCUGUGACCUCACCUUGAGUGUCCUGGCAGCCCCCAUGUGAGUUCUUCCCUGCUUGUCCCCUCCUCGCCUGUGACAAACGUUUCUUGCUUUUUGCCUGUCAGACCCAAGCUGAAAAGGCUCUGACCUCACCUCACAGGCCAGGUUCAACACGUGGGGUGUUGUGCAUCUCAAGGGUAGUACACAACGCGGACCCCAACCAAAGACCCUCAUGCUGGGCUGCCUAGAGUCUGGCUUGCUAUACCUGCUAUGACUUGCCCCCCCCACCCCAUCCACCCCGCUUUCAAAGAGCCCCCAUCCCCAGAAGGAUGUGAGCAUGCUCACCUCCUGGCCUUUCUCCUCGCUGAAUCAUUUCUGCGGGAGGGAUGGACAGAGGGGAGAGGUUCCAGGAGAAGCGGGUUUUGCUCCUCACAGGAAGAGCAGGAGAGGCUAUUUGCUCUGCCCUUCCCCCUUCCUAAGUGUGAAGUGGGCUCCUGGCCAUCGCCCACUAGAUGGGUGUCCUCUCACCUUGCACCCCCCCCCCACCAGCAGUGGAGCUGCAGAUACCCUGUCUGGGCCCUGGGGGGGGGGCUCGGCCCCCACUCUCCCAUUUCACCUUCCCUCCCUUCUAGGUCACGCUCCUCAGUGGCUGGAAAAGAUGGCCGUGUCUUGCGCGCAAGCAGGCCCUCGGCACAUGCUUGAGAGACGCAGCAUCUGCCUGUUAGCAGUAAAAUCACCAGACGACAGCAGAGCUUUAAAUACAAGCAGGACCCUCCUGUACUCUCCAAUAUGAUUUUGUUCUUCUCUGGGGACAGACAACAGAUGCAUCCAGGACCCCUUAUGGAAAGAGGUCUACAUAUAGGGACAGCUUGAAUGCCAUAGCAAACCCAAAGAAACUUCUAGAAAUUUCUGAAAAUAUGCUUUGGUUAGCCUUUGGAUAGGA
Molecule: messenger RNA, 5761 nt
Organism: Jaculus jaculus (lesser Egyptian jerboa)
Lineage: Eukaryota; Metazoa; Chordata; Mammalia; Rodentia; Dipodidae
Gene: Slc24a4
Product: solute carrier family 24 member 4
Exons: 17
Coding region: 1-1869 (622 amino acids)
Biological process (GO): calcium ion transmembrane transport; sensory perception of smell; intracellular calcium ion homeostasis
Cellular component (GO): membrane
Molecular function (GO): calcium channel activity; calcium, potassium:sodium antiporter activity
Source: RefSeq, a predicted model, not a curated record